Molecule: messenger RNA, 680 nt
Organism: Baudoinia panamericana UAMH 10762
Lineage: Eukaryota; Fungi; Ascomycota; Dothideomycetes; Mycosphaerellales; Teratosphaeriaceae
Exons: 4
Coding region: 28-495 (155 amino acids)
Biological process (GO): proton transmembrane transport; proton motive force-driven ATP synthesis
Molecular function (GO): proton transmembrane transporter activity
Source: RefSeq, a predicted model, not a curated record
GUUGUCUCGUGAGCAUUCAUCAUCACAAUGGCCUCCUCCCUUCGUCUCGCUGCCCCUAAGAUGGCGUCGAUGGCCGCUCAGAGCACCGUCAGGGUCGCUCGGUCGCCAGUGCAGCUCCAGAAGCUCACCCGUGCUUACUCUGUUGCCACCCGCCAGAACACUGCCUUCACCACCAUCAAGCGCACCUCGACCCUCCUCAACUCCGCCCGUGCCAAGGUCUCCCCCAUCGGCAUCCAGGCCAGCCGUGCCUACUCAUCUGAGAUGGCCAAUGCCCUCGUUCAGGUCUCCCAGAACAUGGGCAUGGGUUCUGCCGCCAUCGGUCUCGGCGGCGCUGGAAUCGGUAUCGGCCUCGUCUUCGCUGCCCUUCUGUCCGCUGUUGCUCGCAACCCGUCCCUUCGUGGCCAGCUCUUCGCUUACGCCAUUCUCGGCUUCGCUUUCGUCGAAGCCAUUGGCUUGUUCGACCUGAUGGUUGCCAUGAUGUGCAAGUUCCUCUAAAUGGUACUCGUGCAACCGGCAUGACCGCUGCAUUUGCAUUGUACGGAUAGCGGGCCAGGAUGGAAACAGCUCUGGAUACAGAGCCACAAGGGUCGAUGGUCGACCAUGCUGCCAGUGCAAGAUGCGCACAUUUGUAUAUAUUAUGAGGAAGCAUAGCACCUCACAAUAGGCACUCCCAUUGCCAC